AUGACGCUGGGAAAGAGGCAGCGGCGCGCCGCGAUGAAGCGGACCACGCAGCAGCGUCAGGCGGCGGGCGCAGUGAUCCUCCCUCCGGCGGCGCUGGAGGCGGCGGAGUUCCUUAGGGCUUGCGGGAUUUGUAAGCGGAAUCUUGGACCUGGGAUCGAUACGUUCAUUUACAGGGGAGAUGCAGCCUUCUGCAGCUUGGAGUGCCGUGAGAAGCAGAUAAAGAUGGAUGCUUUGAAGGAGAAAUGCGUGCAGAUGUUGAGGAAAUCCAAUGCUUCCAAACCAAAAGCCAGGUCUAAAGCCUCUGGCAGUGGUAAAACAGUUGCUGCCGCUUGAACUGGGUACACCUCCUAUAGAAGUUGCUGGAAGGCGAAACAAAUUUAGAUAUAGAUGGCUUUCGGCACUUCCAUUUUUAUGGUACUAGAGCUUAUGUUUUUUCUUGUUCUUGUUGAUGGGGGAGAGAAGUGUAUUAUUAUUAUUAGCAUUUGCUUCGCAUGCUUUUCCCCUUGUUUGUUCUUGUUGAUAAGUUCUAUGUCAAUGAAUUGAAAGAUCCUUUUGGGGGCUUGCAUUUUGAUUUCGCUCUCAUGCUUCAAUGUUUUCCAUUAGUAUUGAAUCAGAAGGUUUUAAUUCUGAGACAAGAAGUUCAUGGUUCGAUCU
This is a messenger RNA of Asparagus officinalis (garden asparagus), 654 nucleotides long. RefSeq names its product protein MARD1-like. Bases 1 to 333 code for a protein of 110 amino acids. Lineage: Eukaryota; Viridiplantae; Streptophyta; Magnoliopsida; Asparagales; Asparagaceae. The transcript has 3 exons. The record is from RefSeq and is a predicted model, not a curated record.